UGCUCUCUGUGUUCCUUGCAGACCCUGAACUCCAUGGACAGCAUGCUGAGGACAGUGGUGCUCAGCUUUCCGGCCUCUCGAGUCAGCGAGGAGCUGCAGGGCAUCUUGGAGCUGCUGCUGGACUUCACCAGAUGCGAGAGAGAGGCUGUGAGGGAGAGGGCCAUGGCAAGGAUCGAUGUGCUGACCCGUGUGCUGUCCGACUAUUCCACUCUGCAGGCCAAUGCCAACAUCAGAAGAGGCACUGCUGGACCUGUCUGCUCUGGGGAGAUCCAGCUCCCGCUCCUAGGAAAGCUGCUGGGGCGUCUCAUCCUUUUCCGGUUCUCCGAGGAACAGACAAGCUGUGCAGCUUUCCAUGCUCUUUUUGCCCUGGCUGAGUUCAUCUUCGAAUCCAGGCUAAAGGACAGAGCAGACCAAGUCCACUGGGAAGCCGUGACCACCUCCGCGCUGUGUUCUCUGAGCGCCAGGGACUGUGCCAAGACCUUUGGAAAAUACCUGCAGUCCCACGAGAGGACGGAUGUCAUCCUCGUGGCCCUCGAGGCGUUGGGAGAUGCCAGCAUCCUCGACCAGCAGGUGCCCAGCAGCCUGCUGGAUGUGGCCUUGGAAGACCCGGACGUCUGGCUGACGGACGGGCCCAAGAUCGUCGGCAGCAUCCUUGAGAGCCUGCCAUACUGCAGCACACAGGCAGCGUGGGAGAAAGCGGAGUCACUGCUUUGCCUGAUGACCAACCUGUACCCCACCACCGUGGUCAUCCUCCUGUGCAAGGCGGCUCUUCAAGGAGACAGCACUGCGCCGGAGCUGUGGGAGCUGAUGUCCUCCAUGCCGGAGACGCUGGCCAAGAUCUUGGAGGGCUUUGCCAACCUGCUGCACAGACAGUGCUUCCACUGCUCCGCAGAAGGCCCCCGCACCCAGCCCAUGGCUUCAUCCUCCAGGAAGGCUGAGUGGGAGGAGUUGGCUGACGAGCCCGACAUCGAGAGCCAUCAGGGCUGUCCAAACGAGAGGACGGCCAGGCUGCUGCUGGAAGGGCUCGUCGGGCUGUCACAGAGAGCCGAGAUGGCCAGAAACAUCGAACUCUUCCUGCCGGGCAUGAUGAAGAUCCUGCAAGCUGGCAGCGAAGAUGCCCAGAUGAAGACCCUGCUGGCCUUGCAAAACGUUCUGCAUCAGCUGAAGAAGACCAAGGCCAGCUUCAUCGCUGUGCAGCUUGUGGGGAGGCUCCUGCCCCUCUUUGACUCGGAGUGCAGCGAGCUGCGAGAGCUGUCCAUCCGCACGCUCACGGAGCUGCUGCAGUUGGUGGUCGGCAGGGAUGAGAAGAGGAUGAGGAAGGAGGUGUGGCGGGCACUGGUGCCUCUCCUCUUCCGCAUGAGCGACCAGGUCCCCAGCGUGGCCAAGGCCUCCAGGGAAGCCCUUCUUGCUGCCGCAGAGCUGCUGAAGUGGAAGACGCUCAAGCACCUGCUGCAGAGAGAGCGGCUGUGGGAGCUUGGAGCGUGCUUGGUAAGGACAAGCUGAGGGGCCCGGGCUGGGGGAAGGCUGCCCUCAUCCCAUGUCUGGGCUGGGGGCUCUGCAGCUGGGCAGAGCCUGGAGCUGCAUCCCUGUUGCUGCCCUCAAGAACAGAGCCCCAGGGGCUCUUCUGCUGGCCCCUGUCCCUUCCCUGUAGCCAGCAGGAGGGGAGGCCUCUCCGUCCCAGGGGGUGCUGGCGGGAGGCACUGCUCCAGCCAACUGCCCCAGUGACAGCCCUGGAGAGACAUGCCUUGUUCUCUCUGCAGCUUCAGAAGAGCAGGAGCAGGGCUGAAGACUUCAUCCACCAGAGCCUGCCCUACCUGCAGGACCCUCAGGCCAACGUGCGCCUGGCGGCCGUCAGGUUCAUCGGACUCAUCACACGGCGCCUGAGGGAGCAGACCACAGAGAGUCAGGCUGACAUCCUGAGUGCACUUCAGCCCUUGGAGAAUGACUGGGACAUCUCUGUCAGCUCCCUGGCAGCUCGGACAACCUCCAUUCUGAGGAGUCCUUGCGUGCAGCAAAGACCAAGAGGCCUCCUGCGAGCACUGCGCUGCUGCUGGCCGUGAGCCCGGCAGAGGUGCAGCUUGCCUUGGCUAAAGGACUGGGGCUGAAUAAAGCUGCAACAACGUGCCCAAA
This is a messenger RNA of Pseudopipra pipra, 2130 nucleotides long. RefSeq lists its product as uncharacterized. The coding region runs from base 34 to 1503 and encodes 489 amino acids. The transcript is spliced from 13 exons. Gene Ontology annotation, cellular component: cytoplasm. The record is from RefSeq and is a predicted model, not a curated record. Lineage: Eukaryota; Metazoa; Chordata; Aves; Passeriformes; Pipridae.